UGACAGCGUCGCGUCUGCUUCUGCGAUUUAUGUCAACUUUACCUCCACACCGUAUAAGUGAAGCGUUAAGUUAAAUUCUAUCGGCGAUAUUCCGAUAGAAACAUGUAAUCUAAGAAAAGGGAAACUCGAAGAAUUUGAAGGGAGCUAAAAAAGAGAAAUUACCAUUGACCGAGUAAUAUGUAAUCCUCGAAUAAAAUAAGGAACGAGUCGUGAAAUGAACGUCAAGGUUGACAGGCGAGUCAAACGUUAACGAGUGAGCUCGACGUUCCCUUGUGGCGAUGAUCAUUUAAUAAUCGGGAUUAUGGAGGACGCUAACAAGGAACGUCGGGUCCUGCAGCACUAUGUUGCCAAGCAAGACACGGUACUGAUACGGAUAUUCGGUGCGUGUGACGUAAACGUUAACAAGUUGCGUCUGGGAAUGCUUGUAGAAGCACUAGAGGAUUUGAAGGAGAGCGUGUUGAGGGUACGGGUGACCGACACCAUUGGCGGAUGUAAAACCUGGUAUGGCACGGAAUGGCGUUGCCACAAGUACGAUUUGAUCCCUGUAUCGCAGAAGAUCUGGCAGUACUUGCUCGCCGUCCAGUCACCCCAGGAAAGAGUACGAUUGGCAAACGACGAAGCUCUCUGCGAGCAGAUAAGAAAUAUAUCUGUUAAUGACAUAGUUUGGUAUUGCAAUGAUCCAUCCAACAAACGUGUCAGGGAGUUGGCGUUUGUCAGAUAUAUAGGAUCUGUAGCGCAACUUGGAUUAGGACAUUACUUUGGCCUUGAAUUAGUGGAAAGUCAAGAACUAUUCAAAACAUCUUUAUUGGCCAAAGAAUAUUUUAUUUGCUCGCGUUGGAAUGCUGCUACAGUAUUCGCUGCUGUAAACAAUAUAUAUCCAUAUAAAGAAACUGCAAUCUCUAAAGAAGAUGCGAUCUCUGGCAGCCUUGAAAAAACAUUGUUGUUGAAAAAUAACGUAGGAACAGACCAUGUCAAUGAGAAGAAAAGAUCUGUACUGGACACUACACCGGCUGUUUUAUUAGAACAAUUUACCUUAUUUGAUGACAACAAAAACAACAAUCAUGAAUCUGUCAACAUAAAAGAACGUCAUCAAACUGGAAAGGCAGAACUUGAAAAUGAUAUUAAUAACUAUACUAAAAGUGUUGAUCACGAUCUUUUUAAAUGUGGUAAUGGAGAGAAGAACGAGAUCAAAAAAUUUAACAGAAUAGAGAAUAGAGGAGAUUUAAUGGUGGGCUCUAAUGUGAAGGUACUUCUGGAUUCUGAUAUUCAUUAUGGAGUUAUUCGAUGGAUUGGCACACCGCCUGGUACAAGUCCUGGUAAAUUGAUGGCCGCUGUCGAACUGGAUAAUGGACAUCCUUUAGGUACUGAUGGAACUUACAAAGAUAUCAGGUAUUUCCAUUGUAGGCCUUACAGAGCUGUAUUCACAGAUAUCGAACACUGUUCUCAUUAUGAAAACACGAAGCUGGAUGAACGAUCUGCACUUGUAAAUAACGAUAAUUUCGGUAACAUGGAGAGUUCCGUAAUCACGGGUAUUGUACGACCCAUUUCUGUCAAGGGAGACUUAGAAAGUAUAUGCGGAAAAUAUCGUGGUAUUCAAGGUCAUCACAAUUCGUGCUAUUUGGAUGCCACUCUUUUCAGCAUGUUUACAUUUACUAGCGUGUUUGAUAAUCUUUUGUUUCGCCCGCCGAAUGAAAAAGAUUGUCCACAGUACGAAGAAGUGCAGAGAGUCCUGAGAGAGGAAAUUGUAAACCCGCUUAGGAAAAACAUGUUUGUCAGAGCGGAUCGUGUAAUGAAGCUUAGAACGUUGCUUGAAAAACUAUCAUCAGUAUCCGGUCUCACUAGUGAAGAAAAAGAUCCAGAAGAAUUUUUAACUUCGCUAGUCGCCCAGAUUUUAAAUGCCGAACCAUUCCUCAAAUUAAGUUCCGGGCAGGACGCAUAUCAUUAUCAAUUGUUUGUUGAGAAAGAUGAUCAUCUAAAUUUGCCGACUGUGCAGCAAUUAUUGGAACAGAGUUUCCUGACUAGUAACAUUAGAUUGAAGGAAGUUCCUUCUUGUCUUAUCAUACAAAUGCCACGCUUUGGAAAAUCGUUUAAGAUGUAUCAGAAGAUACAACCUACAUUACUUCUCGAUGUGACGGACAUUAUUGAAGAUUCACCUCGACAAUGUACAGUAUGCGGCAAAUUGGCGGAAUUCGAAUGCAAAGAGUGUUACGGGCAAUGCGGCGUCGGUCUCGAAAGUAUAGCUUUCUGUUUACAAUGUCUCGAAAAAGUACAUCGUCACGAACGAAGAACAAAUCACGAACCGAAGAAACUGAAUGUACCUAAUGAGUUCACAAUUCUACAAGAGCAUUGUCCUGUACCGCGUUUGUAUCUGGAGCUGUCCGCGGUUGUCUGCAUCGAGACCUCGCAUUACGUUUCAUUCGUAAAAUGCGGUCCUGGCUCGGAGGCACCAUGGUGCUUUUUCGAUUCGAUGGCUGAUAGAAAAGGAGAGCAAAAUGGGUAUAAUAUACCGGAAAUGGUACCGUGUCCAGAUUUUCCUUACUGGUUAAGCGAAGAAGGAGGAAAUUAUCUGACCGAAUUGACAGACGAUCGUCAUUUACCGGAACAUGCAAAACGCCUACUUUGCGACGCAUACAUGUGCAUGUAUCAAUCUCCGGAUGUUAUGAUGUACAAAUAAUCUGAAAUGAUUGAUAUUUUUAGUAAUGUUGAUUCUAGCAUUACUAUACAAAAGUGCAAUCUCCUGCUUUAUAGAGUUUUCCCUAAUGAUGUAAUAAAUACACGUAAUGACUGUAGUUAAGAUUAAGACAAUCCCGAAGUCUCGAAAAUUUUAUGUACAAAAUAGGAACAUAUGUUUGUAUG
Molecule: messenger RNA, 2856 nt
Organism: Pogonomyrmex barbatus (red harvester ant)
Lineage: Eukaryota; Metazoa; Arthropoda; Insecta; Hymenoptera; Formicidae
Gene: CYLD
Product: ubiquitin carboxyl-terminal hydrolase CYLD
Biological process (GO): protein deubiquitination
Molecular function (GO): cysteine-type deubiquitinase activity
Source: RefSeq, a predicted model, not a curated record